AUGGCCCCCCUUGCGGCAGAUCCCCGCCAGCUCGUAGUGGUGCUCAACCACGCCCGCCGCAAAGCGUUCUACACCCUUUUAUACGACAUCACGAGAUAUAUGCGCUCCCAGCUCGAGCUCAAAGAUGAUGAUCAAACCACCUCGCCGGCUACCAACCCGACCUCGUCUUCGCUGCAGGACCGCAAUGCCCCACUCUUCGCCCCGGACGCCGCCCAGGGCGGUCGCAGCAGCAGCCCUAGCCACCCAGAUCGCGGAGGCUCCGGCGUUCACAACGCCCAGCUCCGUGCCCUAAGAAGAGCAGCGCUGAAACACUUUGACGAGUGGCGCAAGGACAUCUUGGAGAAGGUCAAGGAGAUCGCAUCGGCUAGAGAUGAUGACAAGAUCCUCGAGGCCCGGAAGAAGCGAUUUGAUGAGAUGGAGAAGCUGAAGUAUGAGUCGCCAGAAGUGGGCGAAGAUCUGAUCAACUUCGGAGACGUACCGAAGACUGCCUCGACCGAAGUUGACAAAGAGGUGGCCAUCCUGCAGGAGCACUACCAUCCGAUUCCGAAUCGAUUCACCACCAUCCCAGGGGAAGACAGAAAAGAGGUGCUCAGCUGCCUUUUAGUGCUCAUCUUGUCUACCGGAAGCUACUCUGCACACUCAAGAGUCCUGGCUCUGUACCUCACCUCUGCUUUUGGACUCCCGCUGUCAACGCUCAUUUCAGAAGAGACCGAGAUCGCCAAGUCCCUGGUUGAAUCCUCGACUUCGACUGAGAACCAAAAGGCUAGCAUGUCAGCUGAGGCAGAAGCUGCGAAACGGCGCCAGGAGAAUCAGAAGAGCCGUUUCUGGAAGGUUGGUCUGGCUUCGGUGGCCGGUGCUGCUGUGAUCGGAAUCACGGGCGGCCUGGCAGCCCCAGUCGUUGCAGGUGCGAUCGGUGGCCUCAUGGGAAGUGUUGGGCUUGGUGGCGUCGCCAGUUUUCUCGGUGUCUUCUGGAUGAACGGCGCUCUUGUCGGUACACUCUUUGGUGCCUUCGGUGCCAAGAUGACAGGAGAAAUGAUGGAUACCUACGCCAAGGAAGUCGAAGACUUUCGCUUCCUCCCGCUCAAGGAUGAAUGGGGCCAGGACUACAAACGAGCCGACGCCGACGGCAAGCAAGGGGCGCGGCUACGUGUGACGAUUGGUAUCAACGGGUGGCUGAAUGAGGAGGGCGACGUGACGAAACCCUGGCGCAGCUUGGGUGACGAGUCAGAGGUCUUUGCCUUACGGUAUGAGAUGAAGUCCCUCCUCGCUCUGGGCCGAGAACUGGACUCCCUUGUCUCAUCGUACGCCUGGAGCUUUGUCAAGGUGGAAAUUCUAAAGAGAACCGUACUGGCUUCUCUAUGGGCUGCACUCUGGCCUGCCUACCUCAUCAAAGCUGCUUCGCAGAUCGAUAAUCCCUUCAACCUAGCUCGCAACCGGUCCGACAAGGCUGGGCGAGUGCUAGCCGAUGCUCUCAUUGCCAAGGUGCAGGGAGAGCGGCCCGUGACGUUGGUCGGCUAUUCGCUUGGUGCACGCGUCAUCUACUCAUGCCUGCGCUCUCUGGCCGAACGCCAGGCAUUCGGAUUAGUCGAUACCGUGGUAUUCAUCGGUGCCCCUGUGCCGUCCAACAGAGAGCACUGGCAGGUUCUGAGAUCUGUGGUAUCCGACCGCAUAGUGAAUGUGUACUCGGAGGCGGACUGCGUCCUCGGCUUCAUGUAUCGCACUACCUCAUUUCAGAUGGGCAUCGCGGGACUCCAGGAGGUUAAGGAUAUCGAGAGAGUUGAAAACUUGAACCUGAGCGCGGAAGUCAGCGGACAUCUGCGCUAUCCAAGCUUGAUCGCUAAGAUCCUGACGAGAUGCGGCUUCCCCAACGUCAAGGGCGGCGAGGGCGCCAUAGAGAAGGACGAAGACAUCAAGAUCAUCGACGAGGAGGCGGGCUCGCAGGUAGGCGAGCUUAUACAGCUGGAUGCGCAGCCUGAUCCAGAGGCAGAGCCGCAGCCGAUCAGGUCUAAGCAAACCGCGAGGUUCCCGAACGAACUGCGUCACCCAUUGCAUCCUGAUCCGCCGCAGCGGAAGAAGGUGACGAAUCGCAACAAGGUGUCCAGAGGUGGAGCGGCUUCCGUCUCGCAGGCUUUUGAUCCUCUGGGUCCCAAGGGCAGCGAUCCGUUAAACUUGGGUUCUAUAGGUCAGGGCAAGCACAAGCCGGCUUCGCCUCACCACGAAGACCUCCUAAGUCUGAGCUCUCCGCCUACAGAAAAACAGGAGCCGAGCGCCCCCAAGGUCAAUGAUCCCCUCGACCUAAGCUCUCUCGGUCAAAAGGACGAGGGGUAUUUCCGCUCUGAAGUUAUGCGUAAGGAUGGGGACCAACAAAAGAACCCAGGACUUCCUCCACGUCCAGUCGCAGUUCAUUCGUUCCAGAGUGAGGGCGCUCUUGACUCACACCAGUCUCGACCGGAGUUACCAGUUAGACCCAAGACUUUCCCGGUACCAUUCCAGGAGGAUGAUUCUGACAGCGACGACGAGAGUUUCAAGGGGAUCCAGCUGGUUGACAACGAAGACCCGGGGGGUAUGACGAGUUACUCGGAGCCUUUGAAGGCUGACGACUAG
This is a messenger RNA of Colletotrichum graminicola M1.001, 2604 nucleotides long. Its product is annotated as YSIRK family gram-positive signal peptide. Bases 1 to 2604 code for a protein of 867 amino acids. Lineage: Eukaryota; Fungi; Ascomycota; Sordariomycetes; Glomerellales; Glomerellaceae. The transcript has a single exon. The record is from RefSeq and is a predicted model, not a curated record.